Messenger RNA from Mercenaria mercenaria, 1058 nucleotides. RefSeq lists its product as uncharacterized. The coding region runs from base 1 to 849 and encodes 282 amino acids. The transcript is spliced from 5 exons. The record is from RefSeq and is a predicted model, not a curated record. Gene Ontology annotation, molecular function: tumor necrosis factor receptor binding. Gene Ontology annotation, cellular component: membrane. Lineage: Eukaryota; Metazoa; Mollusca; Bivalvia; Venerida; Veneridae. Gene Ontology annotation, biological process: immune response.
AUGGAUUUCUCGUCGGAACCUGAAUGUCAGUGGCUGGAACAGAUGCCAUUAAUUAAAAUGGUUACAGACCCGUCAAUUGAUACCAUAUUCAUAGCACAUUUGUUUUAUGAGGAAGAUCAGUUCAAGGAAUCAGGAUAUUUCAUUGACUAUCUGAAAGAAUAUCCAUUCUUCUGUGAUGAUUUAUCAUUGAGUUCUGAUGAGGAUUACGACACCUUUAAUGUGAAAAGAAAGCUUUAUAAAUACUACCUACACAACAACAGAUACACCUGCAACUUUUGGAAUCUUACAGAACCUUUACAAAAGUUUGUUGAACGAAAAUCAAGACUAAGACUUGCUUCAGGACUUCAGGGAAAACAAUAUUUACAAUGCGGAAUCGAAAGUCUCAAAGAACCCUCAGGUUAUCUGAGUGCCGCUUUCAGAAAAGUGUCACGGCACCAAACUUACAAAGGAGACGGAUCAAACAUCAAACUGCACUGGGACAAACAUUCACAGGUUUCUUUCAUUUCCGAAAAUCUCUUAUACCACAAUGGUGAAAUCAAAGUACCCGAAGGGCGGUUUUAUUUUCUUUAUUCUUCCGUAUUGAUUAACCUAACCAACGUUGUAAUCCAGUUUGGGAAAGCGUACAAAUUUCUUUUACAGAUUUGUGUUACCAGUCGUGGUUAUGAACGCACUCUUUUGUAUAAAUCUAAAGUUUAUUACCCUAAUUCCACUAGUUCAAUUUCAUCCUUAUCGGUUGGAGGUCAUGUUUUCAUUGAAAAGGGUGAUGCAGUUUACGUAAAGGUGUCUGAAGCAAGCAGACUGAUUCGCGCUUCUGUAGGAAAUGUAUUUGGAAUAUUGCCACUACGUUAAAUGUUUGGAAAUUUUCAUCUUAUCAGAACACUUCUUGUUAACAUUUACCCCUUGGCAAAACUGUUUACGUCUAUCAAAAGCUAAUGGAAUAUAUAAUCUUUGUUGUUUUUUUACUGCAUAAUUCUAACUGAAACCUUUUGCUUACUGUACCUUUUCAAUUUGUAGUAUUGUUUAUUCUCAUUUGGAACAUAUUAAAAAGAAAAAUAUUA